AUGCAUGAUUUUCACUUCCGAGUCAGAUUACUGAAAUUCAGGCGUCGUAUAUUCUGUCGUCUGUUUGAUGAGGAAAUGCAGGAAGUGUUGCCAGCUGGUCAGUCAGUCGUCUUUCCAGAGUUUACAGUACGGUGUCCGCCGAGUGACAAAGCGCGAUUCGUGGCCUUGUCUUUAAACGCCGAUGACCGCGUACCACAGCAAGAUAUGCACGGAAUUCGGGUUGAAAAUAAAGGCAGGAAGGAUUUCCUUAGCGUGUGCUUGGCACCACUAUGGGGAAGCGCUCCCAAAUGGUUGCUGCUUAUUGAAUUCAUAGAAUACUAUAGAUUGCAGGGUGUCGAACAUUUCUACAUCUAUAGACAGUCUGUUGAUAACUAUACAGCAAUGAUACUGAAUAACUACGAGAUGGAAGGAAUCGUUGAGGUGGUGAACGUCAGUGAGACCACAAACUGUCUGAAGAGGCAUAGGUGUCGCCAUGAAAUGCAACUUCAGGACUGUGUCUUUCGAACGCGUGGUCGAAGCGAUUGGGUGGCCACGGUUGAUCUCGAUGAGCGAAUCAAUAUCAUUCGGGGGACGACAGUCAGGAAAUAUAUCGAGCAAGUUUUAUCCAAAUAA
This is a messenger RNA of Cooperia oncophora, 612 nucleotides long. NCBI's taxonomy places the organism in Eukaryota, Metazoa, Nematoda, Chromadorea, Rhabditida, Trichostrongylidae. The record is from the annotation of a GenBank genome assembly.